This is a messenger RNA of Serpula lacrymans var. lacrymans S7.9, 879 nucleotides long. RefSeq lists its product as uncharacterized. Bases 1 to 879 code for a protein of 292 amino acids. The transcript has a single exon. NCBI's taxonomy places the organism in Eukaryota, Fungi, Basidiomycota, Agaricomycetes, Boletales, Serpulaceae. The record is from RefSeq and is a predicted model, not a curated record.
AUGGUUGCACUCAGAAGCAAAUCCACCCACAAGGAACAAGAGGAGAUUGAGGGGCUUGAUGAAAUUCUAAGUGAUGAUGAACAUGGUGCUGACAUUCAAAACCAGCCCAGGCCCUCCAAACCAGGUGAAAAGCGGCAAACCAUAGCCUUCCAGGAAUCAACAACCAGGCCCGUGCCCUUCAAACCAAUGCCCAACCUCAUUUUGGCUCCUUCUAUCUCGGGGCAGCAAUCUGUAGGUGUAAAAGAAGUGGACAAAGUCAGUCCCCGGCAUGCUUCUAUUACACACAAGUCUCAGAGGAGGUUCCUUGCUGGGUUAUGUACUAAGGAGGAAUACCUGAAGUUGGUGGAUGCAGUGUACCAACUAUCAAAGGACAGGCCUGGGCCCGGCUCCCAGAGUAAUAGCCAGCCAGAGGAUUACUUGGACUACUGGCCAUCAUGGGCCUCAUGGGGCUAUGUCCACAGCAUGAUUCCAUUAGAGAUUCAUCAAGGCAAUGGAACUCAAAACCUGUUGAGGUGGCUCCACGUGCAGCCUUAUCUACAUCACCCGGGGUCCCAGGACAGCCACACAGGUAUCAGGGGCCAUACAGCUAUGGCCCUGAUAUGUUUGGCAGUAGAAAUGCUGCUCUGGGACCUUCUCCAAUUUGUUGAUGAGGACAACAACCUGACGUGGUCAUACAUUGAGUUUGCCAUGGUGGGCAAAACUAUCCUCCCAUUUUGCAGGGACAUGACCACUGCAAUACAAAAUAGCUUGGAAUCCGCCUUCCCUGACAAGGCAAGGCCUCUACUCAGGAUGGUGACAAGGGCAAUGCAGAUGGAUGGGGAACCCAGGAACAUUGCACACAGGACAAGGUCAGGUAAUAGUCCAGUAAAGCGGCUUUAA